This is a messenger RNA of Fulvia fulva, 651 nucleotides long. RefSeq names its product NADH-ubiquinone oxidoreductase. The record is from RefSeq and is a predicted model, not a curated record. The coding region runs from base 1 to 651 and encodes 216 amino acids. Gene Ontology annotation, biological process: mitochondrial respiratory chain complex I assembly. The transcript has 2 exons. Gene Ontology annotation, cellular component: membrane. NCBI's taxonomy places the organism in Eukaryota, Fungi, Ascomycota, Dothideomycetes, Mycosphaerellales, Mycosphaerellaceae.
AUGUCUUCCUUCCAGACCCGCGCCCCGGGCGCCUUUACACGAGCGUACUACAAAUGGCGAGCACUACGACUACCGUGGCGGAAACAGUGGCUCUGCGGUGCAGACUUGGCCGGUAACACAUUUUGGGAGUUCAAGGAUGCCUUGAAUGCGAAUCGAUUACGGCGGAUCGUGAGAUAUACGAGGGCAGGACAUUAUGCCGACAUCAAGAUCUCGCCACAAUGGAGUCAAUGGCUCAAACACACGCGAAAAGACGCUCCAUCCAUCGAAGAACAGCAAUACGACGUCGCCCGGCAAGCACGAAUGAAGCAGCUCGCAGCGGAAGCUGAUGAAAGGUGGAGAAGUGUCCCGUCAUACCUCGAUGCGCCGAACAAGCAGCAGCCGAAACCUGCAACAGAAUUGAAAGAUGCCGGUGGCUACGUGGGCCAGACGGAGACAGAGGAGAAACAGGGUGUCGCCAAUAUGGUCGAGGAUUCUGACAAGCGGGCGAGAAGCAGUGAAGGACAGGAUGUGGACGAGGGGAGCUUGAAGCGCAGAACGAAGGAGAAGAAGCCGAAAGAGAAUCCAUGGCAGAAGCCUGCACAGGGGAAUCCGGGCGAGGACUGGCAGCCAGAGAGCUGGGCGCCGGCGCCUGCGGCCAGGAGAGGUGCAUGA